GCGGCGCUGGGCCGGGGGGGGAGCCGGGGGGCCGGGAGCGGGGUAGGCUGCGCCCGUACUUAAGCGGGCUGCCCGAGCCGCUGACGUCUUUCGAAUUGGAGACGGGCUGCCCCCCUCCCGCCCCGAGCUCCCGCGGACACGGCUGGGGACGGAGGUCCAAGUGUCUGUCUAGAAUGCCCCGGCAUGUACAACAGCUUAGAGACCAUGAUAUAAAUCCAUGUGUAGCGGAAACAGAUGCCUCUAGAAAAUGUAUGGAUGACAACAACUAUAAGAAGGAUAUGUGUACUGCUUAUUUUUUGAAGUACAAAAACUGCAGAAAAUUCUGGCAUGACAUUAUGAUGCAAAGGAGAAGAAAAGGUGUAAAACCAGAGAUGCCCUCAGCAGAAGAGAGGAAGAAAAUGUUGGAAACAAUGGAGAAUCCCUACUGACUAGAAACUUGCAUUGAUUGACUGUUUCCAGUGUACAGAUGAAGACUUGUAGCAAGUUACCCUUUUAUGAACUGGACUUUACAGUUGUCAUGUCUUGGAUUAAAAUAAGCUCUGAUAUUUGGGAA
Molecule: messenger RNA, 553 nt
Organism: Apus apus (common swift)
Lineage: Eukaryota; Metazoa; Chordata; Aves; Apodiformes; Apodidae
Gene: CHCHD7
Product: coiled-coil-helix-coiled-coil-helix domain containing 7
Exons: 4
Coding region: 174-428 (84 amino acids)
Source: RefSeq, a predicted model, not a curated record